Prinia subflava (tawny-flanked prinia) is the source of this 1326-nucleotide messenger RNA. RefSeq names its product ribonuclease H1 (gene RNASEH1). The record is from RefSeq and is a predicted model, not a curated record. Bases 69 to 965 code for a protein of 298 amino acids. The transcript has 8 exons. Lineage: Eukaryota; Metazoa; Chordata; Aves; Passeriformes; Cisticolidae. Gene Ontology annotation, biological process: DNA replication, removal of RNA primer. Gene Ontology annotation, molecular function: magnesium ion binding; nucleic acid binding; RNA-DNA hybrid ribonuclease activity.
CGCAGCGGUGCCGGGGUGGGCGCGGGUGCGGGCCGGGGCGGGGGCGCGGAUGGCGGCGCGGCCGCGCGAUGCUGCGCUGGCUUGUGGCCGUGCUCAGCCACUCCUGCUUUGUCUCCAGGGGCGGCUCCAUGUUCUACGCGGUGCGCAAGGGCCGGCGGACCGGCGUCUUCCGCAGCUGGGCGGAGUGCCAGGAGCAGGUGAACAAGUUCCCCUCCGCUAGCUUCAAGAAGUUCGCCAGCGAGAAGGACGCCUGGAGCUUCGUGCGCAGCGGCCUCCCGGGGCCGCCGCAGCAGCAGCCCGAGCCGGCAGACGCAUUUGGUUCUCCAGCUUUAACACAAGAAAGUGGUAGCCAGAGAGAGGAACCAGAAUUAAAUACCGUGUGUUACAGUACAUGUAAAAGGCCAUAUGAACAGACUACAAACGAAGAGCAGAUUGCAAAGCGUGUAAAACAUGAUGAAGUACGCUCAGUGUGCUCAACACCAGCAGUCAGUGAAGAUAAGUUUUCAUAUAUGGGUGACUUUGCAGUUGUUUAUACAGAUGGUUGUUGCAGUGGUAAUGGACGUAACAGGGCACGUGCUGGAAUAGGUGUCUACUGGGGACCAGGCCACCCUUUAAACACCAGUGAAAGACUUCCUGGGCGGCAGACCAAUCAAAGAGCAGAAAUCCAUGCAGCCUGCAAAGCAAUAGAGCAAGCCAAGAGUCAAAACAUCAGGAAGUUAAUAAUCUACACUGAUAGCAAGUUUACUAUUAAUGGUAUUACAAGCUGGGUUGACAACUGGAAAACAAAUGGCUGGAGAACAAGUUCAGGAGGAAGUGUAAUAAAUAAAGAAGAUUUUGAAAGACUUGAUAAUCUAACAAAAGACAUAGAAAUUCAGUGGAUGCAUAUUCCCGGUCAUGCUGGCUUCCGAGGAAAUGAAGAAGCGGAUAGGCUAGCAAGAGAAGGAGCUCUUAAACAAAAGUGCUGAUGUCCUGGGACUGGAGACUGUUAGCUGGGAGGAAAAGGCCUAACAUGACAGCAGCAACUUGAACUGCUGUAAUUGUUUUGAACUUUGAGCUGUACUUCUUUCUGGCCUGAGACACUAAAUAUAAACCAACUUCUGGGAAGGAAAACCCCAUAUUUUCUUCUAUUGAAUUUGUUUUACAAUUGAGACCAUAUUUAGUUGGUGAUACUGAGUAUUUGGUUUUUGUCCAUCUCUUGGAAGGGCUGUUAGCUGUCUUGUGUACUUAUGAGUUCAGCUUAAAGACAGGCUUCUGAAGAAGAAAUUUUAAAUUCAAGUUUUCUGUAUUUUCCUCUUAGUGAAAUAAACUAAUUUUUGUACAGUUUUA